Messenger RNA from Schistocerca piceifrons (Central American locust), 1806 nucleotides. RefSeq names its product synaptotagmin-15-like. The coding region runs from base 133 to 1740 and encodes 535 amino acids. Gene Ontology annotation, biological process: calcium-ion regulated exocytosis; regulation of calcium ion-dependent exocytosis; regulation of dopamine secretion. The record is from RefSeq and is a predicted model, not a curated record. The transcript is spliced from 9 exons. Gene Ontology annotation, molecular function: phosphatidylserine binding; calcium-dependent phospholipid binding; SNARE binding. Lineage: Eukaryota; Metazoa; Arthropoda; Insecta; Orthoptera; Acrididae.
GUGCAGAUCGCCGGCAGACCCUCUGCGACGCCGACGUCGAAACGCACGGCGCUACGGUCGCGAUCCGUCAACUGUUGCUUCUGAUUCACCCGCCGCUCUCAGUUUCAUACUGUCAACAGAGCAGACUCUGGUAUGUGGCGAUGUUGCUGCGCAUGCUGCGACUGCUGUCAACCAAGUGUCCAGGAUGAGACCACGCUAUUAGGCUGCCAACGACCUCAAGAUGGCCACCUGUACACUGUUCGCCGCAUAUCAAGUUUUGGGAGAACAGUCUCUAAAGAAGAUCUAGAUGAUUCCUACACUGAUCUCAGAUCUGCCACUCCUCAGCAGUUUUCUGACAACAUAGCUGGACAGCUAAAAGUCUGCAGAGUGCAGCCUGAGCCCAAUGACUGUGAAUAUGCUGCCAGUACUCCACCUCCAACUCCAAGUCCUGCAGGCAGGAGGAAAGGUCGCUGGCAUCGUGCACUGGAUACACUGCGUCCUCGGUCUAAUAAGAAUCUUCCUCUUAAGGCUGUCAAACAGUCAGCAACUUUGCCCUCUAUCACAGUAUCCUCACCAGAUAUUGUUAGGGACAUCAAAAUGCAGGAAGCAAAACAGUGUGUUCCAGUGGAAGAGCCUAACUUGAGACACGCAGGAACAAUGGUAGACAUAAGUUCUGUAUCAGUUUUAAACAACACUGCUAGCUGGUUAAAAUCACAAAGUAUGCAGGAUAUAACAAGUGAAACAGAGCUGCAUAUAGAAGGAGAAAGUACACCAAAAAUCAAGUCUGGAGAUCUUGCUCGAUCUUUUGGUAUUGAUACAAGCCUGUAUACUACUAGUAGAUCAAGUAGCCCUGGAGCUCACUAUCAGUGUGGUGACAUCAUUGACAGCAUCUAUACAUUACCAGAUAUUUCUGGAAAAGAAUGCACAGUUGCACAAGAUUUUCCAAGUGGACUCUUAGACUUCAGUUGUUCCUAUUUUCCAAAGAGCAAAAAGUUACUAGUGCAUGUUAAUAAGAUAGAAGACCUGGAAGUGAAAAAUGAGAAUAAUACAUAUGAAAUAAAUUUGAGGUUGACAAUAUUACCAGCAGAGAAGCACAACAAGAACUCAAAAUCUUACAAAGUGACACAAGUUGUUGAAAUAGAAGAGGACUUUCAGUUUACUUUGAAGGACAUAUCAGAGAAGACAUUGAGAAUAUCAGUUUACAACAUAAAGAAUAUUGGAAAAUAUAGUGCAAUUGGCCACACUCUUUUAAACCUUGAAGAUGUACCUUUUGGAAAGGCACAAAGAUAUUCAUUGAAGCUCUAUAAACAGUCACAACAACAACGGAACCUUGGAAAUGUGAUGGUCUCCAUGUCAUACCAAAGCAGUGACCAGCAGCUUAUAAUUCAUGUGAAGAAAGCAAAAAGCCUUUCAGGAUCACACAUUGUAAAAAAUAAUAAAGCGACAGUGAAAUGGAAUACUUUUGUUAAAAUCACUUGCUUCUGUGGUGAUGAGAAGAUCAAAACAAAAAAGUCACCUGUAAUUCAGGAUGAGCAAAAUCCUGUGUACGACUACAGUUGUGCUCUCAAGCUACCAUCAGAACAUUCGGAUGAAUGCUAUGUUGUUAUAUCUGUGAUGAUGAAAGGACUAUUUAAGAAAGAUAUACCGAUUGGGCGUCUGAUACUGGGACCCUCUUUUUACUCAGGACAUGCUGCAACCAUAUGGGGAAGGGUUAUGCUUUACCAUGAGUCCAUAACACACUGGUUUCCCUUGUAUUUAUAGUGAUAAAAAUGCUUAUAACUUUGUAUUUACUUCUUGGAUGAUGCUUAAAUGUUCAUGUGCACAUAG